ACAAUGCCGCUGUUCUGGUCGAGCACGACCUCGAAGGCGGUGGGGUCCUUGCUCUCCCGCAGAAUCGGUCCCAGGCAUCUGGUCCGGUCCAGCCGGAAAUUCGACCCGAUUCGGUGCUUUGGUAGCAUUGUGGGCAUAGAAACCCCGUCAUCAUCGGUCCACAAAUGGACCGCCGAUUCCCAGCUGGAUUUCAAUUACAGGUCACGGAGGCAAUUUCUCGGCUGCGGCGACGGCGAAGAAGGCGGCGUGUUAUCCAAAGUUUAUGAGGAGAGGCGUGUAUUGGGGUAUUCUCCGGAGCAGUUAUACGAUGUGGUUGCUGCGGUAGACUUGUAUCAUGGUUUCGUUCCCUGGUGUCAGCGGUCUGACAUAAUUAACAAUUAUCGGGAUGGAUCAUUUGAUGCUGAGCUCGAGAUUGGCUUUAAAUUUCUUGUUGAAAGUUACGUCUCCCAUGUCGAAUUAGAGAGACCAAAGCGUAUAAAGUCAACUGUAUCAAAUAGUUCCCUUUUCGAUCAUCUCAUAAACAUCUGGGAAUUCAAUCCGGGGCCAGUUCCAGGAUCUUGCAGCCUUUAUUUCUUGGUGGAUUUUAAAUUCCAGUCGCCACUUUACCGACAGGUGGCAUCGCUAUUCUUUAAGGAGGUGGUCUCUAAGCUUGUUGGUUCAUUUAAUGAGCGAUGUCAUUUGAUAUAUGGACCAGGAGUUCGAGUACUUGAAAACUCAUAUGGACAAAGGGCAUGAGGUUUGACAUUUUUCCCCAUUAAACAAAGCGUUUAUGAGCUUCUGUGUAAUGCAGUCCGCAAUAUGAUUGAAUUCAGUAUGAUAGUCCCCCAUGCCCAGAGGCUCAUUAUUUUUUUAUCAUAGUCAGUGCUUAAGCCACUGGGCGGCAGAGGGUUUCUUCUGUUAUAACACAAUUUAUGCUUAAUAGAUUUUUGAUGUCUUCCGUA
Messenger RNA from Pyrus x bretschneideri (Chinese white pear), 941 nucleotides. RefSeq names its product coenzyme Q-binding protein COQ10 homolog, mitochondrial-like. The record is from RefSeq and is a predicted model, not a curated record. Bases 4 to 735 code for a protein of 243 amino acids. Gene Ontology annotation, molecular function: ubiquinone binding. Gene Ontology annotation, biological process: cellular respiration; ubiquinone biosynthetic process. The transcript is spliced from 4 exons. NCBI's taxonomy places the organism in Eukaryota, Viridiplantae, Streptophyta, Magnoliopsida, Rosales, Rosaceae.